CCCUAGCCGCCGCACAAAGCUCUCAGCUUCGCCGUGGGAGAUCCUUCCACUCUCACCUACCCUCGCUGGAUUGGGGAAGGGACGUCCUGGGCGAAUUUUUUCCCCCGAGUCAAAGUCUAUGAUGGACUCCUAAUCUGAGUGGAAUUCGGAUCACAAAGCCCCACCGGAUAGUAGGGAAGUCUAUGACGGACUCCUAAUCUGAGUGGAAUUCGAUUCGGGUACGAUCAAAACGGCACCGCUUCUCAGUCAACAUCCUUUUGGUUAUUUAUUAGGGGCCGGUCCUGGUUUUCUUAUUCUGAGGAGCUGAUCUGUUUGCUGGCAACACACAGAUCACAGAGCCUCCCCCCAUCUCAAAAAAAAAAAAAGAUCACAUAGCCCCACCGCCACCGGAGAGGAAGAAGACGGCAUGUCAAAGCGGCAGCUCAUGCUUCAGCCAUGUGGCCACACUGUCAAGCGGCGGCGGGGGCAGUCGCAGCCGCGGCAGCGGCAGCAUCUUUAUCUCGUGGUGGAUGACUGGGAAAGGGGAUACAGCGUGCGCAAGAUAGAUGUCGAUGCCUUGGACUCUGAAGCCCACGCCGAGCCCUUUGACUCUGAAGCCGACUCCGACGCCUUUGACUCUGAUGCUGAGGCCUUGGACCUGGAUGAAGAUGCGGAGACCCUCCCAGAGCCGCCUGUUAUUCGCUUUAAGGCCCCUCACUGCAGAUUGUGGUAUUUCGGCGGGCAUGGCACCAACAUACUUGCAAUGCCAGUCUCCAGCAGAGCCGACAACGCCUUCCCCGUAAUCGACACCAAAACUCUGGGGCUCACCCUCUGCGCACACCCCGAUGGCCACAAGGUAUAUCACAAGCCUGUUUUCGCGUCUGUUGGUGGCGAGCUUUACAUGAUGGUGGAAUCCAGCGUGUGUGUGCUUGGUGCCCCGCCACCGGCACCCCACAACAAAGACACUCAGUGGUCUUGGACCAUACUCCCAGACUUGGCCCCGGUCAAGUCUAGUUGCAUCACAUCCUCUGCAUUGCACCCCGAUGGCCACACACUCUUCGUCUCCGAGGUGAAAAGCACCUUCUCAUUGGAUACUGAGAAGCUUAGCUGGAGUUGCCAAGGAAACUGGGUCAUGCCUUUCAAAGGCCAAGCCUACUUUGACAACGAACUUGAUGCUUGGGUUGGACUCUGCCGUCACAAAGGUGGUAUUGGUUAUGUGUGCUGCUGUGAUGUGCCACCUGUUGCCACCGCUGCCAAAUGUGGUUCCAUGCCAGCCUGGAAGCUCGGCAAGGACCAGCUCUUCUCUCAAGACAACGAGAGGCACCUAGGUGCCAACCUUCUCUACAUGGGCAACAACAACUACUGCCUAAUUCAGUCUCUCCUCCACAAAAAAUAUAAUCAACGCUGCCAGGGGCCACGUCGCCUUGUGCUGUACGUCACCAAGUUUGGUCUCAAGUAUGAUAAAAAUGGAGAGCUGAGGACAACGCGGCUAAGUGCGCGCUCUUACGAGAUGGUUGAAGGACACGAGCUUAAUGAUCUUUGCUCGACUCCCGUGGCAUUCUGGAUGUAGUUAACUUAUUUUUAAACCAUGUAUGACCCAGAUGCCCUCUUCUAUGUAUUUUUGUACACCUUCCUGAGUCAAGAGCUUUCAGAUUCCAGUUAUGAAUAUUAUAAUUUCUGUAACAAGUUCAUAUUGUUUAGUUGAAAG
Messenger RNA from Lolium rigidum, 1687 nucleotides. RefSeq lists its product as uncharacterized. Bases 407 to 1549 code for a protein of 380 amino acids. NCBI's taxonomy places the organism in Eukaryota, Viridiplantae, Streptophyta, Magnoliopsida, Poales, Poaceae. The transcript is spliced from 2 exons. The record is from RefSeq and is a predicted model, not a curated record.